AUCGUCAAUUUCUAGAUCAUCAAGCAAUCUAUUGCAAAACCCUAGCCCUCUUCUUUGCUUUUCGUCCCGUGCAGCGCCCUCAGCCUACCCGUCCACUUCGCUUCAGCGCCUCCGCAUCGCAAUGGCUUCCGAGAAGAAGCUGUCGAACCCAAUGAGAGAAAUCAAAGUGCAGAAGCUCGUUCUCAACAUCUCAGUUGGUGAGAGUGGCGAUCGUCUCACCCGUGCUGCUAAGGUCUUGGAGCAACUCAGUGGCCAAACCCCCGUUUAUUCCAAGGCGAGGUACACGGUUAGGUCGUUUGGAAUCAGGCGUAAUGAGAAGAUAGCAUGCUACGUGACUGUGAGAGGUGAAAAGGCCAUGCAGUUAUUGGAGAGCGGCCUGAAGGUGAAGGAGUAUGAGCUUUUGAGGAGGAAUUUCAGUGACACUGGUUGCUUCGGGUUUGGCAUCCAGGAGCACAUUGAUCUGGGUAUCAAGUAUGAUCCUUCAACUGGUAUUUAUGGUAUGGACUUUUAUGUUGUUUUGGAGCGUCCAGGGUACAGAGUGGGUCGUCGCCGCAGAUGCAAGUCGCGUGUAGGAAUUCAGCACAGAGUGACUAAAGAGGAUGCAAUGAAGUGGUUCCAAGUCAAAUAUGAAGGAGUUAUCCUGAACAAGUCUCAGAACAUAGCUUAGUAGAGAGAUGCCUUUACUAUCUAUGUUAGUUUUUGGAAGUUUUGGUUGGCUGUUAUGUUGGUUGAAUUUGCGUAACUUGAGUUACAAUUUUAAUUGAUAUUUAUGACUUGGUAGAAUCUAAGUCCCUAAUUAUUUUCUUUUCUGGUUUAUGUGAUAAUAUCUCGUGUCUUUCA
Molecule: messenger RNA, 840 nt
Organism: Tripterygium wilfordii
Lineage: Eukaryota; Viridiplantae; Streptophyta; Magnoliopsida; Celastrales; Celastraceae
Product: 60S ribosomal protein L11-1-like
Exons: 5
Coding region: 122-667 (181 amino acids)
Biological process (GO): translation
Cellular component (GO): ribosome; cytosolic large ribosomal subunit
Molecular function (GO): RNA binding; structural constituent of ribosome
Source: RefSeq, a predicted model, not a curated record